UAUAUAACAUCAGUUAAAACCCAAAAGACUAUUGUGUUCGACGUGCGCAAUGUUAAAAUUAUUUUUGUUAAUAUUUUCAUAUUGUAUAUUACAAAAUGAGAGCGCCAGAAUAUUGGCUGUGUUUCCAACGCCAUCUAUAAGUCACCAAGUGACAUUUAGACCUUUGACUCAAGAAUUAGUUAGAAGAGGACAUGAUGUAGUCGUCAUCACGCCAGAUCCUGCUUUCCUUAAUAGCGACAAACCUGAUAAUCUAACAGAAAUAGAUGUUCACGAUGUAUCUUAUAAACUAUGGACUGAGAAAGUUACGAAUGAAGCUGUUGCAUUCGGCGAUAAAGGCGGCUUGGUGAAACAACUUGACGUUAUUUUUGAUACAAUAGUACAAGUUUUUGAAACACAGAUGGCUUCAGAUGAAGUUCAGAAGAUUAUAAAGAAUGAAACGGGGCGGUUUGAUUUGUUACUAGUCGAAGCGUUUGUUCUACCAACAUUAGGGUUUUCGCAUAUUUUCAAAGUGCCAGUGAUACAAAUCAGUUCAUUCCUCCCACUUUAUUUUGAUUUACAUAAUGUUGGUGCACCUGACCAUCCUAUACUUUAUCCAACAUUUGGUAGUCAGAAACUUGACAAUUUGAGCAUCGUUGAAAGAAUAGAAGCGUUACUAGGCUACCUCUAUUUAGAUAUGGACAAAUAUGAAACUGUUUUAGAUGACGUUAAUAAAAGAGUUUUUGGUCCUAACGUUCCUCGUCUGAAGGAACUGUAUAAUAAUAUAGAUAUGUUAUUUCUGAAUACAUUUCCAAUGUGGGAUUCGAACCGCCCCGUGCCUCCCAACGUUAAGUAUGUAGGAGGAAUUCACAUAAACACACUGAAAGAACUACCGCAGGAUUUCAAAGCGUAUCUAGAUUCAUCCACUCAUGGCGUCAUCUACAUCAGCUUUGGAACCAACGUGAGCCCAUCCUCGCUGCCUCCAGAGAAAAUACAAGUCAUCACAAAUGUUUUGUCUCGCUUACCCUACGACGUUAUUUGGAAGUGGGACAAGGAAGAAUUACCCGGACGUCCAAAGAACGUCAAAAUUAUGAAGUGGGUGCCACAAUCUGAUCUUCUGAGACAUCCCAAAAUCAAAUUGUUCGUGACUCAAGGGGGUCUGCAGUCUACUGACGAAGCUAUUUCGGCUGGUGUACCACUCCUUGGUAUACCUAUGUUGGCUGACCAAUGGUAUAAUGUGGCCAUGUAUGAACGGCAUAGAAUCGGCAUAAAGGUAGACUUGGAUGAAGUUAGUGAAGAGAAGUUUAAAGAUGCAAUUGAUUCUCUCACCAAAGAUGAUACCUACAAACAAAACAUCAUGAGAUUCCGGUCUAUCCUAUCCGACCAGCCUCAAACUCCUCUCCAGCGCGCGGUCUGGUGGACGGAGUACACCCUCAGACAUGGAGGGGCAAAGCAUCUCCGAGCUCCAGCAGCCAACAUGCCCUGGACUACAUACUACCAACUGGACGUUCUAGUUGUUGUAAUGUUGGCAGCAAUGCCCGUGAUAUAUUUGAUGGUGAUGAUGAUAUCGGCUGUCAAAAUGCUGUACAACGCUAUGAUGGAGUUGGCAAAUAAAUAAGUAUUGUGAUUUGGUCAUUAAAUAAAUUCUUAAUUUGUG
Amyelois transitella is the source of this 1633-nucleotide messenger RNA. RefSeq names its product UDP-glycosyltransferase UGT5. Gene Ontology annotation, molecular function: UDP-glycosyltransferase activity. The transcript has 4 exons. Lineage: Eukaryota; Metazoa; Arthropoda; Insecta; Lepidoptera; Pyralidae. Bases 50 to 1594 code for a protein of 514 amino acids. The record is from RefSeq and is a predicted model, not a curated record.